UAUCAGUUGGGUGACUUGGGAACUAUAAAAAUAAAACAAAGGUUUCAGAAAAAAAGAACAAAAGAAAAAAAAAACAGACCUUAACUUAUUGUUUAUUAUCAUCGGAAUGAACUUCGGCGAUGGCCAUUCCUUCGCCGUCGUCCCCACUGUAUACAAGAGAGAAGACUAUAAACGAACCAAACACGACGCCGUUUUCUCCAAGUGGAAGGUUCUGAUAGGAUCCAACGAUUGGGAGGAUUUCAAAAACGGGAAAGACGGUGUAGCUAGAUACAGAGUCCAGAACUUGCCUCGUAGAUCUUGCCCUGGUCUCUAUGAGCUCGGUGUAGCAGUCAUCGGUCACCACGACCAAGCCCGGAAGCUUGACUCCGAUGAUGUCCUCGCUGCUUAUCUAGGACAAGCUGAAAGCGUUAGAUCUAGGCUUCAGAGUUACGGAAGAUCCGGUGCUCAUUUGCGCAAUGUUAACAACAACCUCACCAUCGAGUCUCCUGAUAAGAAGGCUGUGACCACGAGUUUGUUUGAGGACGUAUUCUUCAAAGAUGGCUCGGUUCUGUAUAGAUGGGCCCCGAUGGGGUCUAAGAGGGAAGCUGAGGCAACAGAAGGGAUGCUGUUGAGCACGUUUGACUAUGCGUGGAACAAAGGAAGCAACGGGGAGCGACGCCAGCUUGAUCUGCUUAUGAAGCUCGGUGAUCGCGAGUUUAUGAGGAGCAGAAAGUCUGGAAUAAUAUCGCGUGUACUGUUUCCUUUUCUCAGGAACCAAGUUGGUAUCAGAAUCAAAGGGGAGAAGCAUGUGCUUGAAGAAGAGAGAAAGCUAAGCUCUGAUGUUGGUGAAGAGAUGAAGAAGAAGAAGAGUAUCAGUUUCCUUGCUUCCAUUAUCAAACUCUCCCGAUCUAGACCUCAGCCGGUUUCAGACAGACCUGAUGAGAUUAAUAGUUCUGGUUCUGUUUGUGGAGUUAUACUUGAAAGUGGUGGUUGUUGUAGUAGAUGUCCGGUUAAAGGAAGAAAGAGAUGCGAAGAGCAUAAAGGGCAGAGAGUUUGCCGUGUUUCACCGGUAAAACCACAGCCCGAGAGUUUCAUCGGACAAGAUUACAAACACGAAGACUCUGAUGUCACAUGUGGAGUGAUCUUACCAAACAUGGAACCUUGCAGUAAGAGACCUGUACCAGGAAGAAAACGAUGCGAGGAUCAUAAAGGCAUGAGGAUCAACGCUUUCCUCUUCCUUCUUAACCGGACGGAUCUUGAGAAAACCGUCAAAGACGAGAAACCUGAUCCUGAACCGCCUACUAGACACAUAACCGAAGAAGAAAGUUUGUCUCGCUUCUGUGAAGCUACAACAAAGAGUGGUGUACCUUGCACAAGAUGUUCACCUAAAGGAAGCAAAAGGUGUUGGCAACAUAAGGAGAAAACCUCUGGGGAUGACUUGCCGGUAAAGGUUCAUCCGGUGGCCGGAACACAAGUAAGAUGCGGUGUUCAGUUGUGUAAUGGAUCGGUCUGUGAGAGGUCUCCGGUGAAAGGACGUAAAAGAUGUGAAGAGCAUAAGGGAAUGAGAGUCAUCAUCAUCCCUUCAUGACUUGGUUAAGCUCGCUGUCACCUAACCAGAAUUGUUUGUACCGAACCGGUUUUGUUUGUUUAUUGUAUUUGUACCGAAUCAAUCGUUAUUUUUAUUAUUUAAGUAAUAAAUCAAUGGGGUGUGCUGUCCUACAGUGGAUCACCACCGUCAAACUUUUGGAA
Molecule: messenger RNA, 1728 nt
Organism: Raphanus sativus (radish)
Lineage: Eukaryota; Viridiplantae; Streptophyta; Magnoliopsida; Brassicales; Brassicaceae
Product: protein EFFECTOR OF TRANSCRIPTION 2
Exons: 3
Coding region: 107-1567 (486 amino acids)
Biological process (GO): regulation of DNA-templated transcription
Molecular function (GO): DNA binding
Source: RefSeq, a predicted model, not a curated record